This is a messenger RNA of Mercenaria mercenaria, 5418 nucleotides long. Its product is annotated as rho family-interacting cell polarization regulator 2-like. Bases 349 to 3399 code for a protein of 1016 amino acids. NCBI's taxonomy places the organism in Eukaryota, Metazoa, Mollusca, Bivalvia, Venerida, Veneridae. The transcript is spliced from 22 exons. The record is from RefSeq and is a predicted model, not a curated record.
AUGUAUGGUUUUCAUAUUUUGCAACUCUUAUGAUAUAGGAACGUAGGAUUUUAUUUUGUAAAUAUUGUUGAUGAGCUUGGAAUGUGAAAAAAAAAAGUUUUAUGUUUGAUUUUCAGUCAGCGGCUAUAUCAUUUUCAGGGAGAAAACAAAUUGGUAUAUAUAGCAAAAGUUCAUGAAAAUUCUAUGAAAAACUUCAAUGUGUAUAUCACUCUUCCAUGGGACUUUCUUGAUAACAGUGUGAGCAUGGUAAAUACAUUAUGUUUUCAUCAUCACAGUGCUGAUAUUAAAUAUGUGAAACUUUCACCAGGAAUAUAAAAAAAUGAUGGAGUAUUAAAUUUCGAUAGAAAUAUGUGGAGUUUUAAUUGGGACAUAUGCGAGGCGAAUGAGUAUCAACUGCGAAGUCUGCCUAGAGGAGGUGAACUAAAGGUACUACGACGGUCAGGGACACAAGUGAAUGGAAGUCAUGGUGACAUUAGGCAACCAGAUUUUCCUUCAAUGACAAGGAAAGAGUCGCCACAACAAAAUGGUAGUCGUGACUACAUAUUCCAACGCACAGUUCAUGACAUUAAUAGGGGGCGCCCUAAGUCGGCCAUUAUCGUAACACGGAGCCAGUCUUUUAACGGCAUGGCUAAUCAACAAGCUGUGAUGGGCGGGAGAAGAGAAAGCCCACAGGGAGUGGUGCUGGGCGAGUCUUUCCGGCACCACAGGGGAUCUCCAGCAGUACAACCACCAAGGGCUGCUCCAGGCAGUAGAGGCGCUGUUGGUUUCAGUUUUAAGAAAUCUCCUAAGGUGCCAAAAGUUCCACGACCCAACAGAGCUCUUCUAAUGUUCCAGAGUGUGAAAAGGGGGAUCAGAGAAUUCAUCGAGGCCACAAAAGAAGACAUAAACCAGUUACAACACAGAGAGACAGACCUAACUUCUACAGCACAGGGAAGACUUCAUGAGGCAGACAAGCAAAUAAAGUCAGCAGAAAGAUACCUGAAAAGAUUAGAGUUUCAUCUUGCCAAGUUGGAUGAACUUCAUGAGUUUUACCUGCUGCAACAACAACUACGAGAAGGAGUGAGAACAAUGCAUAGAGCAUAUGUAACAUCACCCGGGAACCAGAGUCACUCACUGUCCAAUGUGAAGUAUGGGUACAAAGAAUGUACACAGACGAUGUGUAACAUAGAGGCCCAGUUAGAGGCCAUGAUGGGAACGUUUAAUUGUAAAUUAAAAGGUAUGGCAGGAUUUGCUAGACUGUGUCCCGGUGAUGUCUUUGAGGUCACAGUCAGACAUGGUACCCAGAAAUGGAAAACCAAAGGUAGAAUAGAAAAGACUGGGAACCAGAAAUGGGAUGUUCCAGAAUUCAACUUCAAAGCAGUUGUCGGAGAUAUAUUUAAUAUUAAGGGUUUGGAAGUUCGAGCCUUCAAGUCGGUAUUACUGGGUCAGAAGAGUUGUGAAACGAAGGACUUGUUUUCAGCAAAUCCUCAACUGAUGACUGUCAGUAUCAAUGUGAACGGAUCGCUCAAACUUAGUAUAGUCAUUACCUGGAAUCCACUAGAUGGAGUAGACGAAAGCUUUGCAUUCUUGGAGACUCCACAAAAGUCACAAGGUACACCACGCAGACGACCAGUGUCAGUAAUAGCGCUCAACGGGCAAUAUGAUGAAGAUGCAGGUGGAGACAGACGACAUUCAAAUCCACUCACUAUACAACAAACGAAGGACGACAAUUUUAUUCUGCGUUCAAACCCGCCAUCUCCUCAUGUGAAUCAUGUUACAUCAUAUCAUGGACUUGACAGCCCGCACGUUAGCGCGCGUCUUAGUGAACACCUGCCUGACGCAUAUAGGCAGGCUGGUCCUCUGUAUUCACAAACGAACCACCAUAGUCAGGCUGGUUUUCACUCUAGUCCGGCUCUACAAGCCUUUGGAGAAAAUGACUCUGAUAAACAAUUACCCCACCCACCUACUCAAAAUAGUGCAUUCUCAAACACUUUACCCUCAGUGUUGGGACAUUUACAUUUCCCGAGUGUUUCGCCGCACGCUGUUACGAGCGGGAAAGAUGAGGAGGAACAUUCUGUGUUAAAUAUUGAGGACGUGUUACACACACUGACUUCCUCAUUAGAAGACUACCACGGCCAGUAUACGGAGUUACAGAAACUUGAGGAUUUAAUCAAAUUUGCACAAAAGUUAAUCAGGAAACAGUUUCGCAGUAGUUCACGGUCUUCCAGUAUCAGUGUAUCUAUAGAGAGUGCGCUAGAAGCUUUCGAUUUCCUCGACACAGAAGAAGCUUUCGAGGAACCAAAGUCACCGACUGACAAUGUGAAGCCUAGUUUUGACGAUAUGUUAUGCAGCCCAGAGUCAACGGCCAAGACAGGAGACUCCGGCAUCGAGAGCCUGGCUCAGCGGCUUAGUGAGGAUACACAGCUAGGAUCGAGCCUAGGUUCAAGCCCAGUGCCGCCAUCCACGGGGAAUGAAGAGGUUGAUCAAUGCCUCAUGUACCAUCUAACUUAUUGUGAACGUCUGCUAGAGAAUCUUGGUGCUUUUGGACCAUUGAAAUGUCGGGAGAUUUAUGCACUGGAUAAGUUGCAGAAACAGUGUACGAUAGUUGAAAGUUUGUUAAAACUGGCAAAGGCAGGACCACAUGUAGAUUUGCAUUCUGUGAUGUCUGGUAUAUGUGAGGAUAAGUCGCUGAGAGAAUUCUGGGUAAAAUGUACUGACCAAAACACACUAUAUAUACACCCAGAUAGACUACUCAACAUGUUGGAACAAAAAUAUUCUUCUGUGAUAGCUGAAAGGCAUAUGAUUGACCCAGUGAAAGUAUGUCAACAUGUGAUUACACGUGUACUGGAUAUUCCGGAUUACGAAGCAGAGAGAGGUCGGAGUUGGUUUGUGUUGACGUUACAUCAGUUUAUGUUGUACUUUAAUGAAGAAGGAGGACUUAAAUAUUUAGAGGAUGUGGCGCAAGAAAUGAAAUUAGUAGAAAAGCUGACCAGCGGUAAUCCAGACAUUGUGAUAAAAGCCAUUCUUACAUUACGUGACACCUUGCCCUCAUCACCUUGCCUCAAGGUCAUUGGAAUGUUGCUCGUUACCAUGGACAGAGAAGUGGAACAAUGUACAUUGUCAUAUUUGAAUUUGAUCCAGAAGAAGAAGGAUGACAGAGAGAAAGCUCUUAUAACAUUUGUAGAGGGCCUGGAGGAUAGAACACCUGAGAUACGAAGUGGAGCCUGUGCUGCACUUACCAUUCUAGAGGCGACCGAGAGUAUAGAUCAGUUGGUGUACCUAUGGCAGUCAGAUUCCUCACCUAUGGUACAGAAGUGUGCUAAAGAUGCUCUCCUUAAACUUGGAGAUGAAGGUAGAAAAGCUUUCGAGGAUGCACAACUAUCGAAACACGGUUUCCAGGGGUUACAGGUGCACAAGUGAAGCAGGUUUCCAUGACAACCUACCCAGAAUUCCUGAUUAUCAUUCCCAGGAUGCAUCAUUGCUCAUGGCAGAAGAUGUUACUAUAAAUAGCAUGUCAUCACUGAAGAAAAGUGAUGUCAUAGCACAAGAUGUGCCUGUUGAAUAGAUUGCCAUCAGUUAGGAAACUGAUAUAUUGGAUUCUAAAUGAAUGUGAUGAGAACAUCGGGUGCCUACUUCGGUGCACUCUAGUUGUACAAAUAUCAUUUCUGAAAUGAAAAUAAAGUUUCGAACAACAAAAAUGUGGAAAGAAUGUAUUCAAAGUCGUGAUUGUAAUGGAUGUAAACAUAAAUUUUUCAGAUAAUUCGAUGUUGAUGAUCGAAAUGAACUUGCAGAUCAAUCCUUAUGCCAUAAUGCCUUGGACUUGUUCCAGCGUUAAAAAGAUGUUUUUUUUACUUUUAAGAGUGUUCCUAUGUCAUGUUAAAAUCAAAAUAAAUUAUAUUAGCAUUUAUUGAAUUAUCUGUAAGUAAAGUUUAUAAACUUCAAGCAGAAAAUAUUUCCUUCUGUAUGCAUUAGAAUUGUUUGAUAAGACGUUGUGUAAUGAUACACUAUUGAAGAAAAAGUCAUAAUACAUUAAAAAGAGAGGUUUAGUGAAUACAAAUCAAUGAUACAGAUUUAUUUAAUCUUGUUCAAUUUCUAGAUUGCAAUGCAACUACCGUUAGCUACGCAAGUUUGUCUCGCAGAUGUGUGUGCUUUUAUUGAAAGACGUUUCUGUAUAUAUUUGGCAUAUUUGCACAGUAUUCAUCAUUUUUGCAGAUAAUUCGGAGAAAACAGUUGUAUUAAUACCAGUAAUGUUGAAAGGACUGAUUUAUACUUGUCCUUUUUCUGUCAUUUAAAUAUUUACACUGUGGUUUUUUUGGCUACUACAGUCAAACUUCGUUAAUUCGAACUUGGAUAAUUUGUACACUACCCUUCUUACGAACUUGUUGUCAGGUCCAGGAAAAAUUCCUGUAUAAUGAAUUUUGUUCGAUAACUCAAACAACCGAUCACUCGAACAAAUUUUGCCGGUCCCGUCGAGUUCGAGCUAUAGAAGUUUGACUGUAUUUAGAAAAUUGUAUUUAUAUAGACUGGUAUGAAAGUUUGCCCUGAUUAAAUUGCUUGAUUCAGGUGUUCUAAAUGUUUGCAGUUCCAAAUGAUACAUUUUCAGCUUGCUUUGCUGUCUGCUUGGUAUGUUGAUAAAAUAUAAAAAAAAUAGUCACUUUUAGUUUGCUGGUUCAGUUUGUACUUGGUAAUAUACUUCUCUCUCAAAUGGUUUUCACAUAUUCUAUUUAUAGAACGAGGGAUAAAAUGACAGAAACGUAUUUUGAAGACGUUGAUACAAUAUAGAAGAAAUAAGGUUUUCAAUUUGCAUACAUACCUUUUUCAUAAUUGGUAUAAAUGAUUUAAAGCGUUAAAAAAAAAAUUCAGAUCAUUCAUUUUUGUGUUUAGGCUAAGGGUUAAAGUCAGCAAAAGAAGAUUGGUUUGUUUCCCAUGUGACAUCAAAAUAUCUGUCUCUCAUUCAAGCAGAUCUUAUGUAUUCACUCUCGGCUACCUCACUCGGAAAAUUUUUCAAGUGAUGUCCACUCUUUAAAAGAUGUUUCGAUCUUACACUGAAAAAAAAAAUGAUACCCUCUUAUCAUCUACCAUUUAGCAAAUUAUUUCAUUAGGAAUUGUGUUCUAAACUAUCUACUAACUUAUUACUAGUCUUUUAUUCACGGUGCUAUUAACUGAUUUUCAGUUCAUGCCUUCAUCCAUGCAAAAAAGUAUAUGUUUAACAGUUUUUGUUGGUUCUAUGAAGUUUUUGUAAAUUAUGUUGUCAGUAAGUUGACAUAUGUGUUAUGUGCUGGAAGUUAAUUAGUAUAAAUAACUGUCUACAUUGAAGUUGAAAAAAAAGAAUUGACACCAUUUUUAGCUUAGCUCUUAAAAGAAUAAGUAGAGCUGUUGCAUUUACGUGUUCUGUGGCAUCUGUGUUCGCCUUACUGUUUGGUACAUAAGCUGGUAGCU